ACGUUUUCGUGGAUGUCUGCUGGGUCCAUGUUAUAGAAAAAACGUAUGUAUCCUUCCAACAUCUUUGUGGUCUCUACGUUCUCUUGGGGGUCCCCGGCUGCCACACAGUGCCUCCCUGCUGCCACCCAACUAGGGCUGGCUCCCCUUGUGCCUUCAUUCAUCAUCUCCAUCUUUAUUUCUGAAGUUUUUGCCGCGGCAGAAAACCAUCUUCUGCGGUAAAGGUGUCUCGCUGGUGUUAGCGAGAGAACAGCCAAAGAAUUUUCAUUUCACAAAACGUGAGGAUUGUGAAUCGCCCCCCUUGUAGGGGGGUUGGUGGAUGACGGGGCUUAUGGGGACCAGCUGUCAUUUGAUGUGCGAAUAUGUUUGUUGUGGAUAAGUGUAGACGGAUUCCGAAUUUCUUGUUACACACCGUUUAUGCGGUUGUCUGAGACUGGACGUUCCUGUCUGACAUGUGUGUUAAGUUCAUGUUCGCGCGUUUUUCUGUUAGCUGUACAUGUAGAACGGGCGUGAUCACGUGAUCUGCCGGGCGCCAGAUCACGCUAUCGACUUCUGCCGCUGAAGGGCUGUCUUGCUGCGCAUACCCAUGGUUUCUUUUGAUUUUUCAAACACGCACAUGUCCAUUUAUAAAGGAGCUUCCGCGGCACGGAGGGAAUUUUCCUCAAAGCACGGUGUUUUGUAAAGGGUAAGAGCACCUGAUGUGAGUCUCCUGCCUGGCUUCUCGACGGCGUCUCCAAUCGGGUCUUCUGCCAUGUCGCGUAUUUUCGGGACGCUCUUCUCCACACGUUGUAUCCCGCUGCUCAAUCUAUCUACAUUCUCCACCUUUCACCGGUUUCGGUGUUUCUUUAUCGUCCCCUCGGUCUCGCUUCCCGUCGAUGUCGUCUUCUCCGCUGUUCCACGCGAGCAUGGCUUCAUGAACGGCGUCGCGCCCAGUCCCAUAAGGGCAAGAGGCAAUGUCGUAAUUUCCAAUCGUUUUAGGUAUGUCGUUUAGUGACCCAUCUGUCACCCAAGUGAAACCGAACCUCGUCUGCGCUGACACAACAUGGGCAACCCGAUGCUCGCUGCUUCUGUGCUCCGCUCAAGCGCUUUGUAGCCGCCACUGUCGUCCACAGAGGCAACUGCAAGAGUUAAGGAGGAGCCUCACCAAACAAAGAUGCGGGUGAGGCCGAUCCGUGCCUUCUGUCGGGUAUGAGCUGCGACUAUGUUUUCUGCUCAGUCUGGGCGGGGUUCGAAGUCGUCAUGAAAGGUUUUCCAGUUUGACGAGUUCUGUAUAGGUUUCUCUUCUGUCUUCACCUCGCUCCGACGCUCCUCAAACGCUGGUGGUGAACCCCACCCAUACGAUGGAUCCGCCACAGUGCCCUCGUGUCGCUGACUCAAAGUUGAUGCCCGUACAGGAUCCGUCCACAUCAUCUUGUCAGGCGUCUUCCCUGUUUGCUCCGGACAUCGCGCACAGCUCUCUAGGAGGCAGUUGCUCAGCUGCGGCUGAAGCAGCUGCCUCUCCUGUUGUCUCUGUUUCUUCCCUUUCUGUCAAUGGCGAAAAUGUUGUGAAGCCUACAGGGUUACCCUCACGCCUCGCUCCAGCCUCUUUCUCAGGUUCCGGUGCACGGCAGAAUGGAGUUGAAUCGUCGUCAGCGCACUCUGCCGUAUCCAGAGAGGGCGGAGGCUCCGCCUUAGCAUCGGCCAAGAGCCUGGAGUCUCCCUCUUCGGACUCUGCGUUUUUGAAUGCACUGCAUGCGCCGUCGGACAUCCCGCCAACUGGGAAACGGAGAGGCAAAAGUCCGAGCAGAGCGUCGUCGCUGUCGUCUUCGCCUGCAUCUGGUACCGCUCACCAACCUCUGCAGCGCGAGUUAGUUCUUAUGCAUCGCAUGACUCAGGAGCAGUUUCAGCAGCGCCUCUUGGACGUUAGCAGGUACCGCAGAACUGUGCAAGUGGUCAACUUUAGAAACACCGUCUUCCCGUCAGCGUACUCGAUCGCGCUCUUCUUCUCCGCCGCCGAGAAGGCGCCGCAGCUCACCAAGGUCCUCAUGUACUACUUUGACAGUCUGCCGCCAGCUCAGUUCCGCGUCUUCUGCUACGGUCUCUCGCGCUGUCGACACGUCCGCCACGUGGACGCAAAUGCGACGGGCGCUGCGGGUCUCCCUGCCUGGAGAACGUUGCUGCUGCUGAAACGCCUGAAGGCUUUUCCGGACAUCAGACAUGUCACGCUUUCGGGGAACGAGUUGGAGUCCUUCAGAGGCGGGGCGCGCCGCUGUCGCUCUCCGAGCAAAACUGGGGGCGACACGACACGACCUUCGAGUGACUCCGAGGGAUUGGACGACGAGGAGCGCCGCGAGGAAGAGAGUGAGUGGGCUCGAGACUCCGACUACGCCUUGGGAGAUGAAGCGUUGGAGACAGUGCGGAAGCUGAAUGGCAGGAGGGACAGGAGUUCGGACCAAGAGAACGACGGUUCUUCAGCCUUACACGGGCAGCAAACGACAGAUAAGAAACCUGCUGGGCGCGUCCCGGGCGCGGGGAAGGUAGAGAUCAAGAAGUCCAAGGCUGGGAUCGGAGAAAAGGGGAAGGCUCUUCAGAAGAAAGCAAGCGAGGGGCCUGCGGGAGAGGACUUUGAAUUUUCAAAGGCGAAAAAAUUCGCGGACCAGGCUGCUUCAGAGGAAAGACUACCACCUUCAGCUGAGAGAAGGGAGGCUGCGACUUCUCGGGAGGACGAUGAGGAGCUGGAAACUGCUGCAAAACAACUCCUCGCGCAGGUUUUGGCCGACGUGCGAGCGGGUCGAAGAGCAGCGCGUCGCCGAAGGUACUUUCUGCCUCUUCCAGAGGAGAAGAAGGAGCACUGUUCGAGCCCAGACCGGGUCGACGAGAAGCGAUCUUUGUCUCCGAGCUUAACGGAUGAUGAAAACGAGACGCGCGCAGUUUACCCUCUUCGCGACUUGAUGAUUGGAGGCGUCGUCUGCCUGCAAAUCAAGGAAUGCGCUCUGAUACAGCAGUCGCAACUGUCUCUCUGGGUACUCAAUUCGUGUCACCUUCUGCGCCUCCGCCAGUUCGACCUCGGGAAAAGCGACAGAUCUCUCGCUCUCGUCCUCCCUGACGAAAAAGAUCCUCCCACGAACGGCGAGCUGCUGCGGCGAAUCUGCUUGAUGUCUCGCCAGCUGUGGACUCAGCGCAAGCAGUCGAGCGACAUUCUCACACCGUUCCACGCGGCGGACGACUGGCAGGAACCAAUGCUUCCGUACUUUUGGCUGUACUCGCUGCUGGACUGCAUGUUGCUCUAUGCUCACAACCACCCUUCGGCUUCUCCAGCCUUUCCUCCUUCUGCCCUCCCCCCCGAUUCUGAUAAGUCGGGUGAUGCUCGGCCCUCGGGAGGAGACGCUCCUGCUGUUUCUUUUGCAGGUGCCGCGUAUGCCUCUCUGUUGAACUAUCCCCAGCUUCUUCGACAGCCCCUUGUCCGCGUGUGGAUGCCCCCUCAAGAGCCCGUUCAAGGGAGUGGCACGACUUUGAAGCUUCCCCCUGGGUCGUCGGGUUUUUGUUACGCCUUUCUUGUGGGGCGCGUGGGAGACCGAUGUCUCGUGCGCUGGCUGACUCGCCGCCAAUUUAGCGACUACUUGGAGAAGGAUCAGCUGGCUUGUAGAGAGAGCCAGGCUUUUCCCUUCCACAAGGAUGAAGCAUCAUCAUCCUCUCGAGGAAUCAGCAUUUCCCCUUCUCUUACUUCUGCAUCUGCGCCUUCUGAUAUUUCUUCGGUCUUGUCGCGUUUCAAGGCGCUGACGCCCGUGCCGCCUCUCUGCCCUCUGUGUGUCCCCCCUUCACCUUCCUCUGGGUCCCCAAGCUCCGAGGGUUUCGCGCCAGGACCUUUCGUUUCUGGAGCCUGUCAUGCAGUCCCUCGCGGGCGCUCUUCUUCCCGGCUAGCUGCGGCUGCGGCUGUUGGGGCUCUGCACGGAACGACGUCGUCCCUAUACUCUGGUGGGGUCGAGAACUCCCCACAGAUGCGGCAAAAGAGAGAACUGGAGUCAUUCUUCGGCAGAUUCGACGCAGCUAUCCCUGUCGCGCGAGUGGAGCCGGCGGCGUUCGCCUGGGACUGGAUUCAAGGCUCAAACGAGGAGACGAGCCAAAAGAGAGGAGACGAACGGGUCGCGGCACCAGAGGGGUCCAGUGAGAGCGAAGAGGAGACAGGCAGAAAAGAGCAGGGAGAGACGGCAAGCAAGCACAGCCUGACGUCUUUGAAGAGCAAAGACGGAGCGAAAGACAAUCUUGUGGAGGGCGGAGACAGAUGGGACAUGCCGGAGCUCGCCGCGGGCAAAGAAGGAUCCGAAAACAAGCGGGACGACAGGAAACUGAAGACUGGCGCGAAGGGAGAUCGAAGAAGUGGAGAACAGGGAAUCGGCGUUGGAUCGUGGGUGGAGGUGGACCUUGGAGGCGACGAAGAUGCGAACAAGCCGUUUGUCACUGCCAUCGGAAUCGUCUGCCACGUGGACCAGGCGCCGGCGGGGGCUCCGCCUCCGAGUCUGCCUUCCUGGCAGGCGCCCAGCUGUGCCUUCAACCCGCAAGUUGGCCUCGCGGUGGCGGCUUCCCGUUCUAACUGUGAGCGUCUGACUCCUGUCUCCCGCCGUCUGCUGACUUGCCGUCUCCGUGUCUGUCUCCUUCACACGAAGCCCGCACAGACGGGGGUGUCUCCGCAACCGAGCAAAAGUGUCUCUCGGGCAACUGUGCCCUCUGUGGGGAAACACGUGGUCUCUGGAGGCAACAAGGGGUACGACGCAGGGCGCUUCGUCACUGUGUCCUUCAACCGCGUUCGCCCCCUCCAGGUCCUCAUGGCUCCCAAAGACACCUGGACCUUGACGGCGGUCCGGGAACAAAUAGGCAAGAUGAAGGACGAAGCUGAAAAGCUCGGCGCUGAGAAGCGAUUCUGGGGGUUUGGCGGCGCCCUCGGGUCUUGCGUGCUCCUUCCCAAAGAGUGGGGGGUUGAUGCUGCGGAACGCGAUUUCGGCGCUUCUCGGGCGUUUCCUGUUGCCUUGAGUCUUCCGUCAAAAGCGUCGACUCAGAACUCGGAGGUUGCGUCGUCGGUGCCACUUGUUCUCCACUCUAAACUUCUCCCGUGUCUCGAGACAGAUCGGGUGGAGUUUGUGCAGAAGGCAAUGCAGCAUCCUCGCCAGCUCAUUGUGCAUUUUGGUUUCGGUUUGUCGGGUCCCGCCUCAAGUCCUUCCUCGGGCACGAACCGGCGCGGGCAAGGCCCGAGUCAGCGAGGCGGGGGUGCUUCGUGGACUUCUGCGGGCUCUGGAGGGCCUUCGGAGACAUCGGAAGAAGUGUCUCCCGAUGGCGGGCCAGGUGUCUGUGACAAAGGUCCGACUUCCCAAACGUUUAACCUUUCCUCUGGCGAACGAGCCAGUUCCCAGGUGGGAGAAGAGAGGAAAACACUGGGUGGACACGGGGGAAGCACGGGGAAUGUAGGUUGGUCUGCACACACGAAGCAUGUGUCGGCGGACAGUCUUCCUGGGUUUAGGUGCUUGGAUUACAAGCCUUUUUUCUUGCCUCCCUCGGCCCCCGCCGCCUUGCUGGCGCUUCUCGAUGGUCGCGCUGGCGCCAGCCCGAGCCACUCUGGUCAAGGGAAGGCGAAGGCAGAUGUCCAAGGUACGCUCUCCUCUGAGAAGAUUUCGGGGGAAGGGGCGGACCUCAAAACGCAGGGGCAGGCGCAUGAGGCUUCAACCGCGGCACAAGCGCCGCGGCCUGCGGGCGCUGACGCAGCAGGGGGGGCGGGCCGUUCUGCGGCUGCACGCCGCGCCUCGAGUCCUCCACAGUGUGACGGCUUCGAUCCAGAGAACGCGACUCGACAAGAUUCGCUUUUCGUCGCCUGCAGUGGUUCAGCAGGCGAAGUGGCACUCCAGGACCGGAAGCCUGGGUUGCCCGGUUUUCUGGCGGCAGGUGCUGGACUGUCGCAGGGGGCGUCUUCUGCAAGCCAGAAGAAGCGCUCAACGGGAGGUGCCCUCAAAGAAGCCAAGGGAGGCCCAGGCGGCGUCAAGACCAGCGCGGCUGCACAAGGAGGGAAAGGUGCACAAAGUAAGCGCGCGCGAAUGGUGUACUCUCCCACGAUCUCCGGGAAAAUCCGCUCUGUGGGCAGCGACAAGUCGAUGUCACCACCUCCUUUUCGCCUCGACAGGGAGCGCUCGCCUUCACCGACGGAAGCGGCGAGCUGCGGGAGUGUUAGGAGUCAACAGAAGGUGUUUCUGGGCACCAGUUUGUCCGGCACGCUGUCUAUGCAGAUCGACAGCUACCCUGCGACGGAAGGUUCGGCGUCUCCGUCUUGUUCCACGUCUGCAAUGCAGAAGGGUUUCAAAGAGAAAACCGCCGCCCCGAGCGUCCCCAGGCGCCCCGGCGGGUGGACUUCGGGCUUCAAGGAGAGAGGAGCGAGUGGCGCUGCAUCGAAAGUGCUGGCGCGAGGCCCUCUGGGUGGACUUUUUCUCGACUCGACAGCUGGUGAAAGCGAAGUGGCCAGGCGAACACCCGCCUUCCUUCAGCGACGACGAAUAGCUGACUGCGAAGCUCCCGAGGAAAGGAAAAGACGAAAACUAGACGAGGAGAGAAGAGAACGGGACGCGGAGGAGGCACAGUGGCUAUGGCGCCUGUCGCUCCCGUGUCCCGUUAUCUCGCCGAGAGAGCCAGUGGGGGAGGUUUGUCUGUCCAAUAUCGACCUGAAUAGCAGGGAAACGAGGCUGACUGAACGAUGUGCCGGGGACGAAGUCGUCUCCCAGUUUCCAGCUGCCAAAGUCCCUUCGCAGGUUUCUCCACCUGCGAACGGUUUCGGUGAAGCGUCGACUUCGAGCCGGGACUCCUCGCCGGCGUCUUCGCGUUCCUGCUCGCCUCCGGCUUCUCCGCUUGGUGCGUCCUCUGGAGCGUACGCGCCCUUCACACUUCAUUUGUCUCGUGGAACGUCUGAAUCUUCCACGAAGGACCGUCCCAACUCGUCCCGUGUCUUGUCAGAGAACCCUUUGCUGCCUCCGGCUCGUCAGCCUCUCACUGCAGGAGAGUGGGAGCUCAUCAAAAACGCUUUGCAUUUCCUGCGUGGUCGGGGUGUCUGCGGGCUAAUUUGCGAAGCCGGGGGGUCUCGCCUGUCUCUUGGGUCUGUGCGGGAAGAAACAGAGCAGUAUUUUUCUCUCCCUCUGAUUGCAGACGUGUGGCAAGCUGAUGAGGGCUCGACUUCCAACGCUCGCUCCUCUAAAGCGCAGAUAGGGGGGGCCUGUACCGUAGGAGGCGAAGGCAUCUCUACCAGACACUUCCUAGGCAGACAGGAGAAAGAAGGAUCGGUUCUUUCAGAAAACCUCAACCCGUUGAACGGCCGCUGCUCCUGCGGGGAAGAGGUCCAGGCUCGAUCUGAGGAACUUCCUAAGGAGCGCUUACCGCGACCGUGCUUCUGGCGAUUGAAUGAUGACUCACUGAACCAAGUUCGGUGCUUCUUGGAGUUCUGUGUAAGUCGGCGACAGUUUCGAAUGCUUCAGGAAGAGCAUUUCCACUCUUGCCCUGCAGCUCUUGAGCGGCGGCCUUCGCCGCACCAGUCGGGCCAGCAAAGCCCUCUGCUAUCCUCGCAGGACGCAGCUAGCCUCCUGCAGAAGCCCGUCUCGACAGGCUCUGAUGGAGACGCUGUCCCGUCUUCUGACGAACUCUGUGAAUCACGAGAUGGAAAUUACGUCGUUUUUCCGCCCUCAUCUAGUGCGUCUCUGUCGCCUGGAGACGAUGCACAUCCGAAAGUGCCAGAUUCUAUUUCCGAAGGUCGUCGGCGUGGGUGUCAAGAAGCCGCCACGUGCAUCUGCUUGGACAUCUGUACAUGUUGCAUGACCGACCGGGCGUCGCACCGCCCCGAGUCUUCAGAUCUUCUAGGGCCCCUGCUGGCGGCUGUUUCGCCUCCUUCCCUGGCUUCCCGAAGAGACAAAAGCAAGGCCAGCAGGUUUUCAGGGGAGCGCGCUCCCCCUCCGGAGUCUGCCCCAGCGCGGGCCGCGGUUAUGCGCAGUUGUCGGACGGCUACGGAAGCUGGUUCAGGUGUAACGGGCCAGGAGGGUGGUCCCCAAGGGACUGACACCGCCGGCGGAGACACCGCGGGGACAGGUUCUAGCGGGGUGCCUGUCGGCUCUUCAACGGCAGAGGGGCCCGCCUCUUCGGGCACAGGGAAGAAGCGAGGGAGAGGCAAAGGGCCUAGCGGAAACAGCCAGGGGUGGCCCUGGAGUUCGGAUGGUGUCGGUGGUGAGUAUCGCCGUGAAAACGUGGAGCUUUACCGCCGGUAUGCCGAAGCGAUUCUCGAACAACAGGCACGAAGGCGUAGGCGGCGCCUGAAGUGCGAAAGCCGACUGGGGUCGUUCGGCUGGCGCCGCGACCAGUUUCUGCGGCGUCUCAGACAGGGAAACCUGCAAGAAGACACCUCUCAAGAACAGCCUUUCGAAGGGGAGGAAGAGGAACGCGAAACGGAUGGUGUCAAUAAUCUCGGCGAAGCAGUCGAAGAUCGCCUCUAUCGGGUCACGUAUCACCUGGCGGAGUCAGGCGACAUCUGGGGGCUUAACCGAGGUCGGCAAAAGCAACGCUCAGUCGCUCCGGGGGCUCCGGUAGAUCCCACAGGUAGCCGAGGGGGCACUGAUACUAGUUUCAACCAUUCUCCGGGAUGUGUGAGGCGUCCCUGGGAAAGCGCAGAAAUCGGCCUGUUUCAUUCAGAUGACGACAUGAGCGGUCUGGACACAGACAAAGACGAAGAAGACCCAACGGUGCAACGCCGGCUUCGGCGGGAACGCCGCGCUGCAGCAAGUGAAGCAGCGGCAGCAGCCGCUGCUGAGAACGGACCGCCGAGUUCUGGUGCUGUGGGACCAGCGAACAGCCGUCGCAGUCCCAUCCCUUCUACGCAGGAUCAUUCUCGGCAGAGCGGAUCUUCGACUGGAGUUACGGCGAAGAAGGUGCCAUACAACAAUCGGCGAAGUGGGAAGUCUCGAAAGGCGUCAACGGGAAGCCCAUCGAGUGCUCCCUCGCCCUCUGUCAGUGUCCCGGCAAUGCCAAGUUUGCCCGAGGUUUACGCUGCAGAAGAACAGCUGUGCGCGGUUCAGCUGGAAGCAACGAUGGAUACUGAGGCACCUUCAGCGGAAGAAAACAGUCACCGCCCUGAAAGUUUACCUGUGUCUUUCAACGCGCACCCUUUCGAAUCUAAAUUCGGUCAGAAUCUACAAGGGCGCGAUUCGCAACGAGAUGGGCCCAGCCCAUCGGGUGCUCUUCCCACUAUCAAUGACAACGCUGGCGUUCAACAGGGAGUGUCGGGAAGGCCGUCAGAGACAGACCGACCCGAGACCUUUUCAGGAAGUGCAGGUCCCGAAGCGCAGUCGCGACAGAGUGAUACCCAGGCCAGCGGUGGGAAAAUCCUCCACAAUAAAGGGGCGCCUGGAGACAGCAAAAGUCAAGAACUCGGUUGCCUUCCGCUGACUUCACCGGCAGCGGAGGCCACCGGAGGCGCGGUGCAAGGUCUACGGAUGCCACGUGAAGCCACAGGAAGUUCCGUGCAAGCCCAGGUAUCAGACAGCGCUUCUUUGAGCGACGAUGAAUCGUCUGUGGGCCGUGGUGGAGCGGUAGCAGCGUCUGAAGGAUCUGUCGGUGAAACCGUCGAUGUGUCACCACCCGCUACAGUCGACAGCCCGAGCACUGAUGGCGAAGGUACUGGAGGGAGAGAGGAACGUCGAACGGAACCUCCCGCUUCCUGGCAGCCAGUCGAUUUGUAUGCUCCAGACACUCGCGCACCCUUCGAGGUGGGCAGUGUUUCUGGAGACCAGGAGACAUUAUCCCUUGCUCAAGGAGUGGAACCCGAGGUGCUCGUAAGAAACAAGGAGGAGUCCCGUCAUUUCAUGCAGUCCACCGCUGUAUCUUCUCGAAGAGAACACGAUGAGAGUCGACAAGGGGCCCGGAAAGAUCCGUCGCCGAGUGUGUGUGUCGUGCCUCAAGUCCGAGCCUCGCUUUUUUCCCCACGUUCCGUGGAACCGGAAGGAAAGGUAGGAGCAGAGUGGGGAGACCACAGAGCUUCAUCUCCCUCUCGGCGCCCUGAACUUCACGAGUCUCAACUUCAGGGGGCUGGGUCUACCUGUAGCUCGAGGUCCAACCACGGGAGUCCGCGCACACCCGACGGCGUGUCGGGGGCUGGGCCCCAGGCGCAUACGAAGGCGGGCAAAGCCGGAGGCGUGGAGCACGCCGUCGCUUUGGGGAGCCUUCAGUCGCAGCUGCAGCAAGUGCAACACCAGCAGCACCAGCUAGCAAAGUAUCGAGAGCAAUUUCAACAACACAUUGCCCAGCAGCAACUCAUUCACCUUCAACACCUCGCGCAACACCAGAAACUGUCACACCGACAGUGGGUGCGCCACGCGCCUGCCUACUACGCAGUCCACGGGUUUCCACGCCACGGCCAGGUCUUUGCCGCUCCGGCUGCGUUCGCCAACGGACCGGGAGCCUCGCUGCACUAUUCCCCAGUCCAGGUGCUGCAAUGCGUGUCGGAGUCGGCGCCUUCAUUUUCCGGUACUAGAUGCAUUCCGCGGCCGCCGGCUAAUGCGGAGCCUCUUGGUGCGCCCGUUCACGCAGCGCCAGAUCCGGGCCAGCUGGCCCAGUCUGUGGCUGACAUUCGAGCUCGGGGGCUCCCCGCCGUUCGGAGAAUCGAACUGCAACCCGUGCCGGCACCCGAGGGGCCUUCUCCAGGAGCCCUAGGAAGUCCAGCAAGUCCUGGGGGCGUGUCUGCGACGGCGAUCUCGCUCGUGGGAGAGCCUGGUGUCCGCUCUAAAGAAGGCGACCCUCGAAGCGGUCCGGAAAACGAAAUGUUUCCGAUACCACCGGUCCCCGGAAGGCUACCCACAGCAGCGAUGAACGGCAGCCACAGCCACUCAGCUGGAGAUGGAGAACGCCUGGCAGAAAGAAGCUACGGCGUUGAACACGUCAUCGACUUGACGGAAGACGAGUGAGAACCGGGGAGACCAGGAACCUCAAAUUUGCUGCAUGCGACAAAGGCAAAGGGUCAAAGUGCGUAGUUCACAAGAAAACCUACUGAAGCGCCGUUGUUUUAAUUACUCGUGGCGCCUCUGACAUAUAAAGAGGAUAAUUAUGCUUCAACACAUUUUUAGUGGAGCAGAAUGGAUCCAUGCUGGCUAUUCUUUUCUUGGUCUCCUAGGAGAGUCAGCUCUUGUCCCAGUGGUAUAUUUGCCUGUUUGUGAGCAGGGUCAUCACGGCUUUGCUAAACUUGUUUGUGAGGAGCCCCUAAACUGCAGUAUUUCCCCGGGCAUUCCGGUGUUUGAACGUGCUCUGCUUCUGAUAGAAUAAUUCGAGAAGAAGCUACGUAGAGUCGAAAACCAAGAGGCUACUUGCGGCGUUUUCGGGUGUUAUCUGUGCCGCGAACGGAAUUCCAGAUAUGAGGUGUAUUCCAUGUCUCCGAUGAGAGGAGACGUUUGGAUGAAUUUAUUUUCCAGUUUUCGAUCGUGAACGCUGAGGAAGAGGAACGACGAAGUUAGGUCUGACAGCGGUACUCUUUCAGGAUGGAAUUCAAGAGUCAGUGUCUUCCCCAUGGCAAAAA
This is a messenger RNA of Toxoplasma gondii ME49, 11551 nucleotides long. RefSeq lists its product as hypothetical. The record is from RefSeq and is a predicted model, not a curated record. Lineage: Eukaryota; Apicomplexa; Conoidasida; Eucoccidiorida; Sarcocystidae. The transcript has 8 exons. Bases 1338 to 10946 code for a protein of 3202 amino acids.